Molecule: messenger RNA, 1194 nt
Organism: Cladocopium goreaui
Lineage: Eukaryota; Dinophyceae; Suessiales; Symbiodiniaceae
Source: the annotation of a GenBank genome assembly
GGAUAUUUUGUGCAAGUGCUCAACGGUGCCUUUGUUUCCCAUGGCGGAGAGCUGUGAGUUCGGAAAGACCUCCGAUGGAAGGGUGGUCACCAAGUACACCCUGUGCAAUGGCACCAUGAAGGUGAGCAUUAUGGAUUUGGGCGCCGCCAUUUGUUCCGUGCAGGUACCGGACGCCAAGGGAAAGCUGGGAGAAAUCUGCCUCGGCUACGACGAGCUAACACCGUACCUGGAUCCCAAAACCAAUCCCUACUUCGGAGCCGUUGCUGGAAGAUGCGCCAAUCGCAUCUGCAAAGGCCGCUUCAAGCUGGAUGAUGUGGAAUACCAACUGGAGACCAACAAUGGCCCGAAUCACCUCCAUGGCGGCAACGUGGGCUUCGAUAAGUUGAUCUGGACCGUGGAGUCCUCGUCGCCGAGCUCGCUGGUGCUGUCCGUGGUCUCGCCGGAGGGCGAUGAGCACUACCCGGGGCAAGUCGCCGCGAAGGUGACGUAUUCCCUGCCAAAGUCGGACACGCUGUGCAUGGACUAUGAAGCCACCACCAACAAGCCUACCAUUAUCAACCUUACCAAUCAUAACUAUUGGAACCUGGCGGAUGGUGGCAUUUCCAGCAUAUUGGAGCACGAGAUUGAGCUCUUUGCAGAUUUCUACACGCCCGUAGACGAUACCUCCAUCCCCAGCGGUGAGCUGCGGGCCGUGGCCGGUGGCGCCAUGGACCUACGGCAGCGGGGGAAGAUCGGGAGAGGUAUUAAGGACGCCGACAACGGUCUGGGCUACGAUCACAACUACGUCCUGCGGGGCUCCAUGGUCUAUGACCCUUCAGGGCUUCAGCCUGUCGCCAAGGUGUACGAGAGCACUUCGGGACGCUGGAUGGCAGUCUUCACAGAUCAACCUGGAGUUCAAUUCUACACCGGAAACUACUUGGACGGCUUUCCAGGUCGAACGGGGCAGGGCUACGAGAAGCACCACGGCUUUUGUCUCGAAACUCAGCGUUUUCCAGAUGCAGCAAACUGGUCGCAUUUCAGUCCAGUAGUGCUGCGACCGGGAGAAGUGUACCGCCACCACACCCGCCAUGAGUUCGGGUGCAGCUGAUCGCUUUGAACCUUGAACGGCUCGUGGCGUUGGAGAAAAGCCACCACGAAAAAACCGCCGCUUCAUUCAAGCCCUGUGAUGGUUCAUAGCGGGGAUCGAAGCAAACC